This is a messenger RNA of Lizanozyma spartinae, 423 nucleotides long. RefSeq lists its product as uncharacterized. NCBI's taxonomy places the organism in Eukaryota, Fungi, Ascomycota, Pichiomycetes, Serinales, Debaryomycetaceae. The transcript has a single exon. The record is from RefSeq and is a predicted model, not a curated record. Bases 1 to 423 code for a protein of 140 amino acids.
AUGACUUCUAAGACCGUGUUAUCUAUUUCGUCUUUUAAGACUGCUGCCAGACACUGGAUACCAAUAAAUUCCCGUUCUGCUACUGCUACUGUGGCCAAAAACAUCAAGUUCUAUCCCACAAGUACUAUGCACUAUAUGGCUUCUAACACUGCCUUUACUCCAGCUGCUGCCUCCCCAAUUGUACGUCAUUUUUCCACCCGUCAUAGGGCUGUGAACACUGCCAAUUUGCCUGGGGAUGUUUUAUUGGUAUCUAAUGAUGAUGUAUUAUCAUCCAGACUGAUAUCGGGUGCCAAUUCCCGUAAUGGAACAAGAAACAUCCCUAGUCGAAUCAUGUCUUCUAUGGAAGAACCCGACUUGAGCUUUGAACCAAUGGUGUCGUCCAACGAAGAAAUUAUGACUGCUGGCCCAGUCAUUAGAGCUUAG